AUGACGCCUCCGGUGGGCGGUUUGAUUCUGCCGCGCUCUCCAGGGGAGUCUUUCGAGCCCAAGCGGCGCUUGUCUGUGUCUCGCCCCCAGCAACACAUCGCUCACGGCGUCACGGACAUGGAGAGCGCGCUGGGCGGGCUGUCGACGUUCGUGAGCGACUUCAAGCACAAGCUCAACAAGCUCGCCCUUGCCCGCAUCCAGUGCGCCGACGCCGACGAGGUGUCAGCGUUCGCCGAGGCGGCGCUCGCCGACCAUCCCAACUCUGCGGAGGAUGCCGGCUCCCUCGAGCAUCGCGCUGCGAUGCACGCGGUGCAUGCGGCCCGCGCGUCUCUCGCGGCGGUGGAGCAGCGACUCCAGAGCGGCCAGCUGAGGGCAGCGCUCGUGGGCGACGUUGUCGGCCGGGCCUUCGCACCGAUGGCCGCUCUGUGUGCCUCGGUGGGCUCGCCCGCGGCAGGCGACAUGUCCAGUUCCGCGCUCAACGCAGCCGGGCAAGCGCGGCCCUGGCAAGCGCAGCCUGCGGGACCGCCGCUGUCGGCCGGGCGGCCUGCGGAGCGGUCCGAACGCUAUGUCGUGGUCGAGAGGCGGCCCGGGGAGAGGUCCGAUGUCCUGCGGCGGUGCGGGAACUGCCCGGCCUGCCGCUCGCCCGACUGCGGCCGAUGCCGCGAGUGCCAGGACAAGGCCAAGUUUGGCGGGCCGGGGAUCCGGAAGAAGCCCUGCCUCGCCCGCCUCUGCCCCUACAAGAGCGCGGUGAUCAACCGCGAAGUGAUGCGGGAGGUGCUUGCUCCGGCGGCGUCCGACAGCGUCGAGACCGCGUCGCCGCCGCCGGCGGAGACUGGCGACUCGCAGUGGCUCAGUGCGGGCGUCUCGAGCGGGCCGCGGGUGCGGCUCGGCGCCGACUAUCAGGCUCGUUUCGAGAUGCGGGAGGCGCUGGCAGGCACCUCAGAGCUCUCGGAGACGGGCAGCCUGACGGCGACGACGGUCCCGCUCGGUCCCUUUCGCCACGCGCGCGACCGGCAGCCGCGCCCCUCGGACCGGAUGGAGGUGCUCGCCGCGCGGUACAACAAGAUCCACUCUGCGACGGCGGCGGAGCUCCGGCCGUGGUGGCAGCGCGACGAGGCUGGCGCGUGGUGCUACACGCUGCAGAGGAAGACGCGCACCGCCGAGCAGUGGCGGGCGGCGCUUCUCGCCUCGCAGAGCCGGUGCGGCGAGCUCUCGCUAGUAGCUCACCCGCCGCCCCUUCCGGCGUCCGUCUAUCUCUAUUUCACCACCGGGUCGAAAUAG
Messenger RNA from Emiliania huxleyi CCMP1516, 1281 nucleotides. RefSeq lists its product as hypothetical. The coding region runs from base 1 to 1281 and encodes 426 amino acids. NCBI's taxonomy places the organism in Eukaryota, Haptophyta, Isochrysidales, Noelaerhabdaceae. The transcript is spliced from 8 exons. Gene Ontology annotation, molecular function: zinc ion binding; DNA binding. The record is from RefSeq and is a predicted model, not a curated record.